AUGGUGAGGUUUUUAGGGUUGACUCUUGGUUACGCAGAAGAACCCCGGGAAAUAGCAUCCAGAUCGAACCUGACCAGCGAGUCUGGUGAAAAUGGGUGGCUCAUCAGGUUCUUUGACUCGGCGUUUUUCUGCGAGUGGAUUGCUGUUAGCUACUUGUACAAGCAUGACCACGCCGGGGUGCGUGAUUAUCUCUGUAAUAGAAUGUAUACUCUUCCGUUGCAAGGUGUUGAGAGUUAUUUGUUCCAGAUAUGUUACAUGAUGAUACACAAACCUAGCCCGUCCUUGGAUAAAUAUGUGAUAGAUGUAUGCUCUAAGUCACUUAAGAUUGCUUUGAAGGUACAUUGGUUCUUGUCAGCAGAGCUUGAGGAUUCUGAUGAUAACGAAGGGAUCAGUAGGAUUCAGGACAAGUGUCAGAUCGCCGCCACCUUGAUGGGUGAGUGGCCACCUCUAAUUAGGCCUCAAACUGAACCUCCAAGUCCUGGAGGAAAGAGCCAAGUUUUGAACAGGUUACUGUCAUCAAAAAAUCGCUUGUUAUCACUAACAUCCUCACCGCCUGGUCAGAAGUCUUUAUCAUUUUCACCUUCCUCAGGAAACAAUUUGCAUGAGGAUGGGAAACCGCUGUCUCCUGAUGAGAGCAAGAUAUUUAAGAAGUUUAUGCCAGGCCCUAAGGUUAGAGAUGCUUUACUUUUUCGGAAGUCAGUGGACAAAGAUGAUGAUGGUCCUGAAAAGGAUGGCUUUUUCAAGAGGCUUUUGAAAGAUAGCAAAGGUGAUGAUGAACUGGGCCAAAAAAUUCGUGAUGCAUUUCUGUUUAGGAAGUCAUCUGUGAAAGAUGAUGAAGAUUCUGAAAAAGAUAAUUUCUUUAAAAGGUUCUUAAGGGACAGCAGAGGUGACGAUGAAGACUCAGAAAAGGAUGGUUUCUUUCGAAGGCUCUUAAGGGACAGUAGAAGUGAAGAUGAAGAUGUAGCUUCAAGUUCAGAGGGAUUAUUUAAGAGAUUGUUUCGUGAUAGCAAGAAUGAUUCUGAGGACAGAGCACACACUAAAACAAUAGAAGAUGAAGAUAAAGAGGGAUUUUUCCGAAAGUUUUUCCGGGAGAAAUCUGAAGAUAGGAAGGAUGGGAUUGAUAAUAGAGAUGCUGGUAAUUUUGAAGAGAAAUAUGCCAAACAUGCUGAAGAGGAUGAAAAAGAAGGGUUUUUUCGGAAAUUAUUAAAGGAUAAAUUUGAGGACAAGAAAGAUACAAAUGAUAAAAUUGAAGACAGUACUACCAAUGGUGAGGAAGAAGAGUCUUCUGAGUUUUCCUUGUUCAAAAGACUAUUUCGUGUGCAUCCUGAAGAUGCAAAAAGUAGUCUGGCCAAUGCAAACGGCAAUAAUGGUGGUUUAGUUGAGAGUAGUCCAGGUACAGAGAAUUUUUUUCGUAAGUUGUUCAGAGAUCGUGACCGUUCAAUUGAGGAUUCAGAGCUAUUGGGUCCAAAAAGGCAGAAAGAGGUCUGUUGA
This is a messenger RNA of Sphenostylis stenocarpa, 1491 nucleotides long. Lineage: Eukaryota; Viridiplantae; Streptophyta; Magnoliopsida; Fabales; Fabaceae. The record is from the annotation of a GenBank genome assembly.